AUGGAGCUGACCACGAUACUACUGCUAAUUGUAUCUGGAUGGACAAUUUGCCUGGCUUUACCUGUGCAGGUUGACCUUGAAGUAAAUAGAGAACCCAUCAAUGACAGUCUACUUACUGAGAUUAAAACGGUGUUCGAACUAAUAGAAGAGGCAAACAAAGGUAUCAGUAAGCCUCUUGUCCAUGGAGACAUUGUCAUUAAUACUGGCCGGAGUGUGAAGAAUUGCUAUGACUGCUUCUGGACAGCAUCUAAGAAUGGAGUGGUUCCUGUCCCUUAUGUUAUUUCCUCAGCAUACUCUAAUAUUCAGAUAUUGAUUAUUAAUGCGGCCAUGAGACAGAUUGAACUAAUGACCUGUAUAAACUUUGUUCAGAGAAAAUCAGAAUGGGACUAUCUCAGUAUAGAGUCUGGAAAUGGGUGCUGGUCAAAUGUAGCAAGGCAAGGUGGCAAACAGACCGUCAGCCUUGACAAGUCCGGCUGCCUUGGCUCAGGAGUAAUCCAACAUGAACUGAUGCACUCACUGGGAUUUUACCAUGAGCAUAGCAGGCACGACAGAGAUAAUCAUGUUGAAAUCCGGUGGCAGUACAUCGAUGAAGCUGACAAGUACAACUUUAAGACAGAGGACACCAAGAAUCUAGGCCUUCCAUAUGAUUAUAAUUCAGUCAUGCAUUACCAAAAUACCGCUUUCACUAACACCCCUGGUCAAGCUACUAUAGUCGCAAAAGGUGACCCUUCUUUUCCACUUGGACAGGCACUAGGGAUGAGUCACCUGGAUGUGAUCAAACUUAACAAACUCUAUAACUGCAAUGUCUGUCGUGUGAAACUAAUUGAGCUGUCGGGGUCUUUCUCAAGUGAUGAUGUCUCAUUUGGACAAGAUGAGAGAUGCCUGUGGUUAAUUCAAACGGAGAGUUUUAAAAUGGUUAAUUUUCAGCUCAGUGACGUUAAUAUCCCUACUUCGGCUCAAUGUUCUGACAGUUAUAUAAAGGUUUAUGAUGGAAACACUAAAAAGGACAAUGUUCUUUUGGACAAGACUUGUGGAAAUGGGAUAAUCCCACCUCUUGUUUCAAGCGGGAAUAGCAUGCUAAUAGAAUUUGUGAGCAAUCAGGCACCAAAUCUUAGCACAUUUAGCGGUGUCUAUAAGACAGUUUCCUAUGGAGGAACUUUAACCAGCCCGUUUGGAAUAAUCUUCUCUCCAUCCUAUGGCAAGGCAUAUCCCAACGAUAUAGAUGCUGAAUGGUCCAUUAUAGCUCCACCACAGUCUAAAGUGGUUCUGAACUUCAUUGAUUUUGACCUGCAAGAUUGCUCAGGUUGUUCCUGUGACUCUCUGACUAUAAUUGAUGGUGCCGGCCCAACUUCCCCAGUCCUGGGCAAAUACUGCAGCACUACUGCACCCGAUUCUUUGAAAUCUUCUGGAAAUGUGGUGAUAUUGAAAUUUCACACUUUAGCCCCCUUCUGUGAAAAUGAAGAUAUUCAGAGACCAGCAUUGAAAUCUGCAUAA
Molecule: messenger RNA, 1494 nt
Organism: Pelobates fuscus (common spadefoot toad)
Lineage: Eukaryota; Metazoa; Chordata; Amphibia; Anura; Pelobatidae
Product: astacin-like metalloendopeptidase
Exons: 13
Coding region: 1-1494 (497 amino acids)
Biological process (GO): proteolysis
Molecular function (GO): zinc ion binding; metalloendopeptidase activity
Source: RefSeq, a predicted model, not a curated record